Rhizopus microsporus ATCC 52813 is the source of this 579-nucleotide messenger RNA. RefSeq lists its product as uncharacterized. NCBI's taxonomy places the organism in Eukaryota, Fungi, Mucoromycota, Mucoromycetes, Mucorales, Rhizopodaceae. The transcript is spliced from 3 exons. The record is from RefSeq and is a predicted model, not a curated record. Bases 1 to 579 code for a protein of 192 amino acids.
AUGGUAUCUGUAUCAAUGGAUGAGUUAACUACGACUGAAGUUUAUGGUAUACCCAAUUUAGUCUUGAAAAAACUAUCUGGUCAUCCUACGGUCUAUGUCUGGGAAAAGUAUUAUUUAUCGAUGAUAAGUUGUAUGCUUUUCUAUAGCAUCUCCCGAUGCAUGGUACUCUCUGUUAUCUUUACUGCUGUGGCGACCCCUGUGGUGAAUGCUGGUAAACGAUACAUCAAGCAUCGACGUGCAUACAACGAUAGGAUUGAUUGCUUUGCAUAUAGUAUGCUCAUGUGGCUCAGAUACCCACAACAAUUCAAUGAAGUGAGGCGCUGUAUAAUUUACCCACCAUUUAGACAUUUUGAUUAUAUCCUUGUUGAUACUCUUAAUGCAGCAUUGAUGCGCUUUGAUGAGCGUUGUAGUGCAAAGGACUGGGACCAAGUUGUUAAACAUAUACACAGAAAUCCAAAUGCCCUUCGCGCUAUAUACGAACCACAAAGCCAUCUAAUAGAACGCUGGGAGCUUGCUCUUAUGUGUUAUAUCCCUCAAAAGAAUAGUAUUCUUCAAACAGCUGCAAAUAGAUUUCUUUAA